AUGGCAGAGAGGAGAACAAGCAACGGAGGAGACGUUGUGAUCAACGUUUCAGAUAAAGAAACGCCAAGAGAUCCAGUAGGAUCGGCUUCUUCCAAGGUAGCGGCUUCACCAGGGUCAGAUACCGAGCCUAAGAAACUAGAGCCGUUAAGCAUUCCACCUCCUGAGAUCUAUAAGUUCGCUGGUAGCGUUCACAAGCCGCCUAAAACUCCAAGUCCUAACACUGAUGGUAUAGCUCGGAGAAGAUCUCUUUCGAGGUCGGUUUACUCCAAGCCAAACUCAAGGUUCGGGCAACAACAGUCUUAUCGGUACGACAAGACUAUAGUAGAGGAAAAUGGUGGAACCCUAAGGGAACAUUUUGGAGCUGGUUCGUUUUCAAGGACUUCUUUCAACAGAGCUUCCCCUCAAAACAACUCGAAAAGGAGCGUUGGUUCGGCAGCACUGAGUAGAGUUGCUGAGGAUGAAGUAGAUGAAAGAGAUGAAAACGAGGAGAUCUAUAAAAAGGUUAAGCUAAACCGAGUGAAACGUAGCGGAAGAAUGAGUCCUCUGGCUCUGCUUGAGUUGCUACUGUUUAUUGGCAUUUUGUGCUCUUUAGUUGUGAGUUUAACCGUUGAUACGGUGAACAAGUAUCGCAUUUGGGGUUUGGAAGUUUGGAAAUGGUCCGUGCUUGCGAUGGUGACGUUCAGUGGCAUGUUGGUGACGAAUUGGUUCAUGCAUUUUGUGGUGUUCAUCAUAGAAAGGAACUAUCUCCUACGUAAAAAAGUCUUGUACUUUGUGCAUGGAUUGAAGAAGAACGUUCAAGUCUUCAUUUGGUUUGGUCUGAUUCUGAUAGCUUGGGUGUUUCUGUUCGAAGACGACGACAAACGAUCUCGCAAGGCCACAAAGUUUCUCAACGCUAUAACAUGGACAACCGUUUCCCUUCUCAUCGGGUCAGGACUUUUCUUGGUGAAGACGUUUGCCUUGAAAGUGCUUUCUUCAAAGUUCAACGUCAGAAACUUCUUUGAGAGAAUUCAAGAGUCUGUUUUCCACCAAUACGUUCUCCAAACACUCUCGGGACCUCCUCUUAUAGAAGAGGCGGAGAUCGUUGGUCGCGAGCCAAGCACGGGACACCUUAGUUUCACGAGCACCAAGAGCAAGAGCGGAAAGGUGAAAGAGAAGAAAGUUCUUGAUAUGGGAAAAGUUCACAAGAUGAAACAAGAGAAGGUCUCUGCUUGGACAAUGAGAGUUUUGAUUGAAGCCGUUGGAGCUUCAGGUCUCUCAACCAUAUCCAACACUUUAGAUGAGAGCACCAAUCGGAAAGAGAAAACUGAUAAAGAAAUCACUAAUGAGAUGGAGGCUGUGGCUGCUGCUUAUGAUAUCUUCAACAAUGUUGCUCAGCCGAACCAAAGUUACAUAGAGGAAGAUGAUCUGCUAAGGUUCAUGAUUAAGGAAGAGGUAGACCUUGUUCUCCCAUUAAUAGAAGGUGGUGAAAACGGAAAAAUCACACGCAACGCUUUUACAGAAUGGGUGAUUAAUGUAUACACAAGUAGGAAAGCAUUAGGACAUUCACUGAACGACACAAAAACAGCGGUUAAGCAAGUGGACAGAAUUAUAACAGGAGUCUUGAUCAUUGUCAUCUUCCUCAUAUGGUUGGUGCUUAUGGAUAUAGCAACGACCAAGUUUCUUGUGGUGUUCUCGUCACAAGUCGUGGGUUUUGCUUUUGUGAUGGGAAGCACUUGCAAGAACAUCUUCGAAUCCUUUGUGCUUGUCUUCGUCAUGCAUCCUUAUGAUGUCGGUGACCGAUGCGUUGUCGACGGUGUACUGUUGCUUGUUGAACAAAUAGACCUUUUAACUACCGUGUUCCUCAAGAUUGACAACGAGAAAGUGUUCUAUCCAAAUUCGACUCUAAUAUCGAAACCAAUAAGCAAUUUUUACAGAAGUCCAGAUAUGGGAGACUCCAUUGAAUUCUCCAUCGCAUUCUCCACACCGGCCUCGAAAAUCCCCAUUAUCAAGGAAAAGAUCGCAGAGUACUUAGUGCAGAACGCACACAAUUGGUAUCCAGAGCCAUUGUUGAUGGUGAAGGCGAUUGAGAAUAUGAACAAGCUGAGGUUGAAUCUGCUCUUCCAACACACCAUCAACUUCCAAAACUACGGAGAGAAGAAUCUGAGGAGAACAGAGCUGGUCAUCGCGCUUAAGCGAGUCCUCGAGGAGCUUGAGAUCGAAUACAGUCUCCUUCCUCAAGCAGUUCAUCUCAAAGAUCACAAAUGA
Microthlaspi erraticum is the source of this 2244-nucleotide messenger RNA. Lineage: Eukaryota; Viridiplantae; Streptophyta; Magnoliopsida; Brassicales; Brassicaceae. The record is from the annotation of a GenBank genome assembly.